Messenger RNA from Pecten maximus, 2432 nucleotides. RefSeq names its product caspase-7-like. The transcript is spliced from 6 exons. Lineage: Eukaryota; Metazoa; Mollusca; Bivalvia; Pectinida; Pectinidae. Gene Ontology annotation, biological process: proteolysis. The record is from RefSeq and is a predicted model, not a curated record. Gene Ontology annotation, molecular function: cysteine-type endopeptidase activity. Bases 234 to 1079 code for a protein of 281 amino acids.
CUUGUAAUUGGCUGCCACGGUGAGGGACGUUUACUAGGCAGGCGUUUUUACUUGUCUAUUUGACCGAAACACGUACAUGUACGUUACGGGUAAUAGCCAGCAGGCUCUGGAUUAAUUUGUACUUUAACACGGCCAACUUCGACGAGCUUCAACCCAGUCUACUUUAUCGUCAGUGAUUGGCAUGUAAUAACAUCAGUACGACCUGUUGUCAAAACGAAAGUAGGAUAUAGGAUAUGUCGGAUCAAUCUGAUCCAAGUAAACCAAGACAUCCAGUCGCUACUGGAGAAAACGGAGACUAUGUUUUCCACCCUGGAGUUCGAGACAGCUCCAAAUUACCAAAGAGGAGUGAAGAAGACUUGAUGCGUGAAGUGUACAACAUCAGAGGUCAGACUGAAUCCUCUCGCCAGGCACUUAUUAUAAACAACCUUACGAAGAUCACAGGAGAUAAAGAUUCCAACUUGAUGGAAUCCAAUCUUCAGAAAUCCGGUUUCAGUGUCAAAUGUAAAACUCGCCUGACACAAGAGAAGUUAGAAGAAUGUUUGAAAACAGUUGCAGACGACAUGGCUGAUGAUACAGACUGUUUUGUCUGUGUUGUCCUUGCCCUCGGCGGAAAUGGUUUCAUCAAAGGAUGGAAUUCCAAUGUUUCCCAAACCAAAAGUUUGACAACUGAGAAGCUUUGCGAACCAUUUCAAGGAAACAAUUGCAAACCCUUGGUGUUAAAGCCAAAGAUCUUUAUCAUAAUGUCCUGGGACACAGAGCCAGAUAGUCGAAUACAGAUUGACGGGGACGCAGACCAAUCAGAGGUUUUCAAGGUUCCAACGGAAUCGGAUGUUCUGGUGUAUGUAUGUCAUAUGCCAGGGAAAUUCAAACAAGGCUAUGAUGGCGACGGUUCUUGGUUCAUCAAGACACUUGCAGACGUGAUGCAGAAGAAUCGAGAACGCUGUAAGAGAAGGGAUUUUCUCCGUCUGCUUACUAUUGUCAACCGAGAAAUGGCCAACAAAUACAAGGGUACAAAACUGAAACGUUCCGAGUGUAUUCCUACCGUCACAUCAACGUUGACUAAACUCAUCUAUAUCUAAAACGUUUCCCUUGUUCUCAUCAAUCUUUACUAACCAAAGUCGAUCUAUUUUUUAAUAUGAUUGUUUUUGAAUGUCAAUACCCUUUCUGUAGUUUGGACUUUAUUAUCAUGACGUGAAGCUGUGCUUUCCUGAGCGCCAGUUUUAUCCAAUGACGUUUGAAAGAGUUUGGCUGUUUGUAACACUCUUUCAACCAGUCGUUUUGACAUUUUGUAAUCUCCAUGAACACGAGUCUUCAAGUUACGUUACAUUGUCUAGUUAUAAAUGAUGCAAGUGAAGAAUCUCUGGAGGAAUAAUGUACAUUGUCUAGUUGUUUUAGAUAUCUCUCUCGGUGAUCGAAGUGCUCUGUUACAUUGGUGAGUUGUAACCAUAAAAUCUCUGAGUGUGUUACAACUUUGUUUAGAUAAAGCUGUUAAUUCUCUGAAUAUAUUUAAUCCUUUUUCGGCAUAGCCGUAUAAUAUUCUUUUGGCCCCGGAUAUGACGCGACAGGUGGCGUUACUGGUCAAGAUGAAGUAUGUGAUUGGUCAAUGUAGUGGUAAAUGCAAAAUGCAGAUAUGCAGUUAAAAACGAAACAACGUUAAGAUUGAAUGCGAGCUGAAUAAUUGGAGGUAUCUUUUUAAAUGACACAUUAAUAAAAUUAUAUUCCUGAUUAAAAUGCAGUCUUAUUAUCACCAAAAAUGAUUCAAACUGAUAUAAUUUUGUUAUCCGUGCUGAAACACAUUGGUUCGUUGAUUUAUUUCACCAGCAGUUUUACAUUAUAAAACCACCAGCAUUAAAGCUAUGCCGUUUAUUUCUUGUUAGUUAUACUGUUAAAUCUCUGGAUAUGUUACACCCUUUUUAAACAUAACUGUUGAAUAUCUGACAGUAUUACAUUUUUUUUUUAGAUAUAGCUGUAAAAUCUCUGAAUAUGUUACACUUGUUUAGAUAUAGCUGUAAAAUCUCUGAAUAUGUUACACUUGUUUAGAUAUAGCUGUUAAAUCUCUGAAUAUGUUAAAACUUUGUUUAGAUGAAGCUGUUAAUUCUCUGAAUAUAUUUAAUCCUUUGUAGUUAUACUGUUAAAUCUCUGGAUGUGUUUACACAUUUUUGAAACAUAACUGUUAAAUCUCUUACAGUAUUACUUUUAUUAGAUAUAGCUGUAAAUCUCUGAAUAUGUUACACUUGUUUAGAUAUAGCUGUAAAUCUCUGAAUAUGUUACACUUGUUUAGAUAUAGCUGUAAAUCUCUGAAUAUGUUACACUUGUUUAGAUAUAGCUGUAAAAUCUCUGAAUAUGUUACACUUACUAAUAUAUAACUGUUCAAUAUAAUGUUACUUUGUUAUUGUCUGUUUAUGAUAUAAUAAAAAAAAGCCUAAGAACUG